CCGAAGGUGUCGCCGUGGUUACCGCCAGGAGGGUUGCUUGGACUCGCGGGGGAGAGCAUGAGUGCCGCUUUGAGCAGAGCGUUUCUCCUGCGAACAGAACCCUUUUUAAAAGAGAUGGCUGCUGGACGACUUAUCAGUCUUGCCUUUGAAACGUCCAGAAAGAAUCCUCUCUGUUCCCUCGGUAGCCCACUGCUGAGCUGCCUCCGGCACUACAGGUCUCAGCCUACCCAUGGCAUCGGACGGUACCAACAUCUCUUACUGGAGCAGGUGACCAAGAAGAAGCGGGACAGAGUGCAGAUGAAGGAGAUUGACCCGGGGACAGAGCACACGUACGGCUUCUUGAACAUUGUGGUGACAGCCUACGACAUGGCCCUUGUGGAACACUAUGCUCGGUACAUCCACAAGCUCUGCAACCAGCUGUCUGUCAGAGUGGAAGAAAGCUACGCCAUGCCCACGAAAACCAUGGAGGUGAUGCUAACGCAGGAGCAAGGGACCAGGAUGAACCUGGAUGCUGUCCUUACAAUCCACCAGCGCAUUGUUCAGAUCAGUGGUUUGAGUGCAACGUUUGCUCCCGUCCUCUUGGAAGUCCUUCAAAGUCACCAGCCUGAAGGCCUCCAUCUGUUAGUGAAAGAGCAUACUGAGGACGAUUUCAAGGUUCGACUGAAGGCUCGUCCGGAACUCGAAGAACUUCUUUCCCAGAUGAAAUGAGCCUGUCGCUUCUUGUUGCAAAUCUCUACUCUGAAGUUUCGUUCAGGCUUCCAUAGGCUCCUUCCACGCUGACUCGGUGAAAAUGAACCUAUGUGCCGGAGCAGUUUCCUGCGCCAUUUUCACAAUGACAAAGUUAAACUUCAGUGGUGUACUGCAGCGUAAUGUGAGACUGUGCCCAAGAGAGAGAACGCUGCUUGCACAGGUGUUGCUAACCCUCAUGCCUUUGCACUGAUUCCACAGGGAUUGUGUCUCUCCAAAAUCUCUCAACUAAAUGAUUUUUGAAGAAUUAAAAUACGAUUCCCCUUAUUAAAAGUGCAUGAAGUUUGCAUAUA
Eublepharis macularius is the source of this 1040-nucleotide messenger RNA. It is a transcript of the gene MRPL48, whose product is annotated as mitochondrial ribosomal protein L48. Gene Ontology annotation, cellular component: mitochondrial ribosome. The coding region runs from base 58 to 708 and encodes 216 amino acids. The transcript is spliced from 8 exons. The record is from RefSeq and is a predicted model, not a curated record. NCBI's taxonomy places the organism in Eukaryota, Metazoa, Chordata, Lepidosauria, Squamata, Eublepharidae.